AUGCUGGGGGCAUUUCGGACCACCCGUACUGCGGCCCUCCAAGUGUUGAUGCGUGCUCCUCCGCUGGCGCUCGAACUCGAUAGGGCGAAUGCGGAAUUUCAUCUCUUCGCCCUGCGAGUGCCGGUGACUUACGGCGAGCUGUCCAUUUCGCCGCGCCAGGUCCUCUUUCCGGUGGACCCGUGGGACGCACACCCUGCGGAUGCGCGUACGUUUUCGUUUCGGCGCCUUUCGCGGAACGAGGCGUUCCAGGCCUCUCGAAGUGAGGGCGUCCAUGUUUUUACGGACGGCUCAUUUACGUCCCUUUCGUCGGGAGCGGCGUUUGUCGUCCUGGGACCCCGGGGAAGGAUCGGCGCGGUGGGGCGAUAUUCGGUGAGCGAGGCGACCAGCGCUUACUGCGCCGAGCUGAUUGCUUUCAUGGAGGCGCUGGCGCACAUUCGGGGGAGGGGCGUCCGUGUGCCCGUGCACAUGUAUACGGACUGUCUAUCGCUCCUGUGCGCGUUGUCGGUGCCAUCUACGGCGGACCCGCGGAUCAACAACAUCAAGGCGUUGCUACACGAAAUCUCGCGCUCGACGACUGUCUGCCUAUACCUCGUACCGGGACAUAGUGGAGUGUUCGGCAACGAACUGGCCGAUUUCUUGGCAUCCCGAGCCGCAGUCGUCGGCGCGCAGAGGGUGGCGCCUAUGUCCUUAGCGGCCAUUCGAUCAGCGUUUCGGAGAGCGCAGCGGGCGCAGUGGGCUCGCCAGUGGCAGCGAGAUAAUGCGGACACGGCGCUGUUUCGCUGGGUCCCGCGACUCGAUGAACUUCCGCCGUUUUUCCCCCCGCCGCGCCCGCUCGUCACGCUUCUGACGGAACACGGGCGCUUCCCCUUUUACUUCUAUCGGUUCAGGUUAAUGAGCGAACCCCGAUGCCCCUGUGGUGCCUUGUGCGAGUCGAUGGAGCACUACAUCUAUGAGUGUUCAAUCACUCGCGAGAUCGCACAAACCAUGGCGCCGUCGGCCGCGCUCGCGAGCAGAAACUUCCCCGUCCUGCUAAAGUCGCCGCGCAACAGGGCUAUCCUCAUUCGCAUCACACACCUCGUCAGUGCCAGCAUUCCAGACGUCUCCAAAUGA
This is a messenger RNA of Dermacentor silvarum, 1110 nucleotides long. RefSeq lists its product as uncharacterized. The record is from RefSeq and is a predicted model, not a curated record. Bases 1 to 1110 code for a protein of 369 amino acids. The transcript has a single exon. Gene Ontology annotation, molecular function: nucleic acid binding; RNA-DNA hybrid ribonuclease activity. NCBI's taxonomy places the organism in Eukaryota, Metazoa, Arthropoda, Arachnida, Ixodida, Ixodidae.